CACUUCCGCAACUAGGGGCAGCUCUACUUCCGGUGCCUUCUGCUGGGCGGAAGUGGGCAGAGCGGAGGGGGAAAAUAGUGCUCCUUUCCGGUGUCGGGGCACAGUUGAAGAAGCGACCCAGGGACAGGGAGUCGUUCGUGAGGAUGACGCGGCAUGGCAAGAACUGCACCGCGGGGGCCGUCUACACCUACCACGAGAAGAAGAAGGACACAGCGGCCUCGGGCUAUGGGACCCAGAACAUUCGACUGAGCCGCGAUGCCGUGAAGGACUUCGACUGCUGUUGUCUCUCCCUGCAGCCUUGCCACGAUCCUGUUGUCACCCCAGAUGGCUACCUGUAUGAGCGUGAGGCCAUCCUGGAGUACAUUCUGCACCAGAAGAAGGAGAUCGCCCGGCAAAUGAAGGCCUACGAGAAGCAGCGGGGCACCCGGCGCGAGGAGCAGAAGGAGCUUCAGCGGGCGGCCUCGCAGGAUCAUGUGCGGGGCUUCCUGGAGAAGGAGUCGGCCAUCGUGAGCCGGCCCCUCAACCCUUUCACAGCCAAGGCCCUCUCAGGCACCAGCCCAGGUGACUUAGAUGAUGCCCAACCUGGGCCCAGUGUGGGUCCUCCAAGUAAGGACAAGGACAAAGUGCUGCCCAGUUUCUGGAUCCCGUCGCUGACGCCCGAAGCCAAGGCCACCAAGCUGGAGAAGCCGUCCCGCACGGUGACCUGCCCCAUGUCGGGGAAGCCCCUGCGCAUGUCGGACCUGACGCCCGUGCACUUCACACCGCUAGACAGCUCCGUGGACCGCGUGGGGCUCAUCACGCGCAGCGAGCGCUACGUGUGCGCCGUGACCCGCGACAGCCUGAGCAACGCCACCCCCUGCGCUGUGCUGCGGCCCUCUGGGGCUGUGGUCACCCUCGAAUGCGUGGAAAAGCUGAUUCGGAAGGACAUGGUGGACCCUGUGACUGGAGACAAACUCACAGACCGCGACAUCAUCGUGCUGCAGCGGGGCGGUACUGGCUUCGCGGGCUCCGGAGUGAAGCUGCAAGCGGAGAAAUCGCGGCCAGUGAUGCAAGCCUGAGUGUGUGCGGGAGACCAAAUAAACCGGCUUGGGUGCGCAA
Symphalangus syndactylus (siamang) is the source of this 1098-nucleotide messenger RNA. It is a transcript of the gene NOSIP, whose product is annotated as nitric oxide synthase interacting protein. Gene Ontology annotation, molecular function: ubiquitin protein ligase activity. The record is from RefSeq and is a predicted model, not a curated record. Gene Ontology annotation, cellular component: nucleus. Lineage: Eukaryota; Metazoa; Chordata; Mammalia; Primates; Hylobatidae.